Vicia villosa (hairy vetch) is the source of this 2148-nucleotide messenger RNA. Its product is annotated as rust resistance kinase Lr10-like. Gene Ontology annotation, molecular function: ATP binding; protein kinase activity. Gene Ontology annotation, biological process: protein phosphorylation. The coding region runs from base 574 to 2148 and encodes 524 amino acids. The record is from RefSeq and is a predicted model, not a curated record. Lineage: Eukaryota; Viridiplantae; Streptophyta; Magnoliopsida; Fabales; Fabaceae. The transcript is spliced from 4 exons.
GGCAUACUACAUAUAUAGGCUUAUAUCCACACGGCAAAUCUGAACAUAGAAACAGAAGUUUCCAACCAAAAAAACCAAUAUGUUGUGGAUGAGAAAGUUAUUGCUAUUGUUGUUGGCGUUUACCCUUCUACUCCAGCGAGGUAGGAGCCACACUUGUCCACCUUCAUCUUGUGGCAAAAUAUCAAACAUAAGUUACCCUUUUCGAUUAAAACAUGACUCAAAUCACUGCGGGGAUAGCAGGUAUGAGCUAUCAUGUGAAAAUAAUGUAACAACUUUAAACUUGUACUCUGCAAAAUAUCAUGUGAAGUACAUCAACUACAGCAAUUCCAUAAUCCGAUUGGUUGAUCCUGGAGUUCAACAAUCUAACUGCUCUUCACUUCCUCUCUAUUUCUUGUCUCGGUCUAAUUUCUCUGAUAAUUAUGAAAACUACCCAGAUCCAAACAAAAUUAUGGUCUUCUUUUUGAGCAUAUAGUUUACUUGAAUUGUAGCCAUCAAGUGACAGACAAUCCUAAAUAUGUUGAUACAUCUUCCUGCAUCAAUUGGCACUCCAACAAAGGCUACUAUAUUUACGCCAUGGCCGGUGAUUUAAUUGCUCAAGAUUUUCAAGUUGGUUGUCAUGUCAAGUUACUGGCUCCAACUUCUUGGCCCGGUUUGCAAAGAAACCAUCAAAUACUUUCCUAUGAUGUCAUGCACAAGGCCUUGCUCUAUGGAUUUCAGAUUUCUUGGUUGGAUCUUGCUUGUAAGAAUCAUUGUGGAUAUUCAAAGUACUGUUCCUUCAACGCUACCACCGAGGAAUUUCAAUGCUAUCGCUUCUGCGAAAAUUUCUGGGGAGGAGAUACGAGCAGUCUUUGUGGGAUAUGGCCCCAGCUGAGUUUCUACACCAAAGAUUUUAUCAAAGCUAUCUGGAUAGGUUUAUUUGAAAUAAUAAAAGGACGAAACGAAAGAUAUGAAGGUUUUUCCGAGUAUACUGCAGGACUGUCCACAGGACACUAUAUUCUUCCAUCAUUUUUAGUGGCUAGAUUUCUCUUUGGGAUGACUUUAUUUAUUGCUUUCUUGAUAUACAAAUGGAAGAAAAGGCAUUUGUCAAUGUUUGAAUAUAUUGAAGUAUAUCUACAGCAACAAAACAACCUCAAUCCCAUAGGAUAUUCAUACAAAGAAAUUAAGAAAAUGGUUAGAGGUUUCAAAGACAAGUUAGGUGAAGGAGGUUUUGGCACUGUGUUUAAGGGAAAUCUUCGUAGUGGACCUUGUGUGGCAAUCAAGAUGUUGCGUGAGUCUAAAGGUAAUGGACAUGACUUUAUUAGUGAAGUAGCAACCAUCGGAAGGAUACAUCAUUUGAAUGUGGUGCAAUUAAUUGGAUUUUGUGCAGAGGGAUCAAAACGUGCUCUUGUUUACGAUUUCAUGUCUAAUGGAUCUCUUGAUAAAUUUAUUUUCUCUAAAGAAGGGAGUAAAAAUAUAAGCUAUAGUCAAAUUUUUGACAUAUCAGUUGGAGUAGCUCGUGGGAUUGCUUAUCUCCACCAUGGAUGUGAAAUGAAGAUUUUGCAUUUUGAUAUCAAACCUCACAACAUUCUUCUUGAUGAGAACUUCAUCCCAAAAGUCUCUGACUUUGGAUUGGCUAAGUUAUAUCCGGCAGAGAAUAGCAUCAUCACAAUGACAGCAGCUAGAGGAACAAUCGGAUAUAUGGCUCCAGAAUUGUUCUACAAAAAUAUUGGAGGAGUGUCUUAUAAGGCCGAUGUUUACAGCUUUGGGAUGCUUUUGAUGGAAAUGGCAAGUAAAAGAAAAAACCUAAAUGUCCAUGCAGAACAUUCCAGCCAACUUUACUUUCCUUUAUGGAUUUAUGAUCAAGUUGAAAAAGAGCAAGACAUAGAAAUGGAAGAUACCACUGAAGAGGAAAAGAAAAUGAUAAAGAAGAUGGUCAUAGUUGCAUUCUGGUGCAUACAAUUGAAACCAGAUGAUCGUCCUUCCAUGAACAAAGUCGUGGAGAUGCUCGAAGGAGAUGUUAAAAGUCUUAACAUGCCUCCAAAACCACUUCUUUAUCCCAAUGAAACCAUUGAAAACGAUCAAAGAAGCAACUUGGACCAAACAAUGUCAAGUGAUUACACAAGUAGUUCUUAUGAUGAUGAUGUGGAAAUAGAAGCUGUUAAUGUGUAA